AUGCGCGAACGCGACCACCGCAACCACCGCCGCCAAAACAACGGGCCCGGCCCCCCAAACAAAACCUACCCCCCAGGCACAAUCCAAUACCGUCUCCAACACGCCGUCGACGAAAGCGCCGCCAUCCGUCUCAACCCGUCAACCUACCAAUUUGAAACCCCCGAUUCCAGUCUGCGGCUGGAACUCUUUACCGAGCUGCACACCCACGGCUUCAAGAACGGAGUCUUCGCACAGAUAACCAUCGAUACAUCCCCAGAAGACACCUUACAGUUACUAUUGGACUCACCUGCUCUUACGGAAGGGGAAAAGAGUAAGGUCUUGCGGUUCAAAGAGGAGUAUGAGGAUGGGAUGGGGGAGGGGAAUAUCUGCGAGUAUAUCUUGUCUCUUGAUCGCUUCCUCAAGAUGCUUAGACGGGAUGCGUUUUUGAGGAAUGUUAUUUCUGAGAUCCCCGCUACGGAGAUUACGGUUCGACGCGAGGAGAAACUGCCAACGAUUUUGAGGAUCGAUGAGUUUGGCGAGGUGACGUUUGUGGGGAUUGGUGAUGUGAGUAUUCCGAAGGCGUUCGAGGGGUAUAUGAGACAAUGGAGAGUGACUCAUGAUGUCCCGCCUUGUGAGCCGAGGGGUGAGAUGGAGGGUAGUAUGGAGCCUCCUCAGACUCCUCAGACGGGGAAGUCGAUUGAGGCGUUGCAGAGGAUGGGGAUUCGUGUUGGGGGGUUUGGUAAUGAGACGGCGACUCCGGAAGGGAUGAAUGGGAAUGGGGAGGCGCAUAUUGAUGUUGGAGGACCGGUGGAUGGCGAUGGAGGGGCAGGAUCUGGUAAUGGGGAGAUGCAGACUGGAAAUGGAAAUAUCCAGACCGUGGAUUUGACAACUGAGAAAGAUGCCGAAGAUGGAGAUGAGGCUUUACGCCUCGAUCAACUGGAUCAGCUCGAUAAAGAAGACGAAGCUUACGUAGACAGAGAAUCAGAUAGUGAUUAUGAAGAUUAA
Hymenoscyphus albidus is the source of this 984-nucleotide messenger RNA. The record is from the annotation of a GenBank genome assembly. NCBI's taxonomy places the organism in Eukaryota, Fungi, Ascomycota, Leotiomycetes, Helotiales, Helotiaceae.